AUGAGUGCUCAGAAGAAUUACGCUGUGGAGACUCCGGUCCACCUAUCAAAUUCCCUUUUCGACUCAAAGACGCUCCUGAUCACUGUGGCUACCCCGGAUUUGAUUUGUCCUGCAAUGGAGGCAACAAUACGGUGCUUGAGCUGCCAAUUUCAGUGA
Molecule: messenger RNA, 156 nt
Organism: Prunus armeniaca (apricot)
Lineage: Eukaryota; Viridiplantae; Streptophyta; Magnoliopsida; Rosales; Rosaceae
Source: the annotation of a GenBank genome assembly